AUGGAAACCUCAGCCUGGAUCGCCCUCGUCCUGGGCAUCAUUGGGCUCAUCUUCUUCACAGUCAUGCUCCUGCCGCAGAUCUACCAGAAUUGGGCCCACAAGAGCACCGGGACACUCUCGUACACAACCAUGCUGCUCUGGACGCUCUUUUGCGUCUUUCUGGCCGUCUCGCUCGUCGACUCGGGCCAAACCAUCUCGCUGAUCGUGCAGGCCAACGUCCUCGGUUUCCUCACCGUGAUCUGUCUUGUCCAAAUCCGCUUCUACAACUCGCCACGGCUUGCCAAGCACCCAAGGCUCCUGAUGCUGCUAGCAUGGGAGUCGCUGUGGGUCUCGGUCGUGCUCGGUGGACUCGAGUAUUUGCUGGUGUAUCUGUGCCAGGUCGCCCGGAGCAACGGGCGCGAGUGGCUCGGCCCGGCCAUGAAUGUCCUCGGCAAUGUCUGUGUGGCCCUGGGCUACAUCCCGCAGUAUCGCGAGAUCUUCUUGGCCAAGAGCUGCUUCGGCGUCUCUCGGCUCUUCCUGAUGUGCGACAUCCUCGGCGGCCUGUUUUCGAUUGCGUCCUUGGCCUUUAUUGCUCCAUUCGACUACCUGGCCGCUGCCUGCUAUGGCACAAUCGCGCUCCUCACCGCCUCGAUCUUUGCGUUGGGCUGCCACUACGGCUACAACCCGCCCCAGAACACUGAACAAGCAUCUGCAUAG
This is a messenger RNA of Polychytrium aggregatum, 696 nucleotides long. RefSeq lists its product as uncharacterized. The transcript is spliced from 3 exons. NCBI's taxonomy places the organism in Eukaryota, Fungi, Chytridiomycota, Chytridiomycetes, Polychytriales. The coding region runs from base 1 to 696 and encodes 231 amino acids. The record is from RefSeq and is a predicted model, not a curated record.